Myripristis murdjan (pinecone soldierfish) is the source of this 2076-nucleotide messenger RNA. Its product is annotated as thyrotropin receptor-like. Gene Ontology annotation, molecular function: thyroid-stimulating hormone receptor activity; G protein-coupled peptide receptor activity. The record is from RefSeq and is a predicted model, not a curated record. Gene Ontology annotation, biological process: adenylate cyclase-activating G protein-coupled receptor signaling pathway; hormone-mediated signaling pathway; activation of adenylate cyclase activity. The transcript has 11 exons. The coding region runs from base 15 to 1946 and encodes 643 amino acids. NCBI's taxonomy places the organism in Eukaryota, Metazoa, Chordata, Actinopteri, Holocentriformes, Holocentridae. Gene Ontology annotation, cellular component: plasma membrane.
AAGGCAGGUGGCUUAUGGAGACCAGACUCUGGUCCAUUCCUCAAGAUGCCUUUGCCAACUUGGUCAACAUUUCACACAUCUACGUCUUUGAUGAUGAGACUGUAGGGCUUCUUGAGAGGCAUUCUUUCUACAGCCUGGCCUGGUUGAUCCACAUAGAAAUAAGAAAUAUCAAAGCACUGUCACACAUUGACCCAGAGGCAUUUAUGGAUCUGCCAAAUUUAAAAUAUCUUGGUAUUUUCAACACAGGUCUCACCAUAUUUCCAGCCCUGCAGUUUGUUCACUCCAGCCAGGAGGAGUUUAUUUUGGAGAUUGCGGAUAAUAUCUUCAUAGAAGUAAUUCCUGCUAACGCUUUCAAUGGACUAUCUGAGAAUGCUCUAACCAUAAUGGUGAAUAGCAAUGGGCUGAAAGAGAUUGAGCGCUACGCCUUCAACGGGAGCAGACUAGAGGAAGUGUAUCUCCACAGGAAUGUGGACUUGGAAAAAAUCGAUGAAUUCGCUUUUUCUGGUGUGAUUUGUGGCCCAACAUUAUUAGACCUUUCAGAGACCAGAGUGCGCUCCUUGCCGUCAAUAGGAAUGGAGAACAUUGAGAAACUCCGAGCUAAAAACACCUGGACCCUUAAAAAACUACCCCCACUUAGAACCUUUGUGCACUUACAGAGUGCUGACUUGACCUUCCCGAGCCAUUGCUGUGGCCUUCAAAAGCUCAAAAGAUGGAGAGGACACACUGAGGCAGUUAUUUGCAACCUGACCAGGAUGCAGAAAUCUUCCACAACGGUUUCUCGGAGACAUACGAGACACAAAAUCUACCAUCAGAAUUUGCAUUUGGUAGACAGCCAUGCUCCCCAAACCUCUGACAACCCUUAUCACUACCAUUACUACAACAACAACAACUACAUUUGCUCUCUGGGAGAAGAAAAUGAGGACUUGUUCGACAUGGAGUUAUCUACAGAGCAUCCUGAUGAAGGUUUUGACUUUGCGCUGUGCAAUGAACUUUAUACAGACAGCCUUGAGCUCCUCUGUAGUCCCAUGCCUGAUGCCUUCAAUCCAUGUGAAGAUGUGAUGAGCCAAGGUUUCCUGAGGGUGUCUGUCUGGGUGGUUAGCCUGUUUGCCAUCCUGGCUAACCUCCUAGUGAUGUUCAUCUUGCUGACCAGCCGCUACAAGUUGUCCGUCACCCGUUUCCUCAUCUGUCACUUGGCAUUUGCAGACUUAUGCAUGGGGGUGUACUUGCUGCUCAUUGCAUCUGUUGACCUCUACACACGCUCCCAGUAUUACAACUAUGCCAUUGCCUGGCAGACAGGAUCAGGCUGCAAUCUUGCAGGGGUGUUAUCCAUUUUUGCCAGCGAGCUGUCUCUUUACACAUUAACUGCAAUUACCCUUCAACGUUGGCACGCCAUCUUCUUUGCGAUGAGGCCAGAGAGGAAACUGCGACUACGCCAUGCGGCUGUGUUGAUGCUCGCUGGCUGGCUGCUUUGCUUGAUCCUCGCUCUGCUGCCAGUGGUUGGUGUGAGCAGUUACCAGAAGGUCAGCAUCUGCUUACCGAUGGAUACCGAGACAACCGCUGCUCAGAUCUACGUUGUGUCCAUCCUAAUGCUGAACAUCUUGGCUUUCAUGGUCGUGUGCUUGUGCUACCUCCACAUCUACCGUAUGGUGCACAAUCCCCAGCACCAGUCCAGCAGACGUGAUGCCAUCAUGGCCAAGCGCAUGGCUGUUCUCAUUUUCACCAAUUUCCUGUGUCUGGCACCCAUCUCCUUCUACGGCUUGUCUGCAACCCUCCACCGGCCACUAAUCACCAUCACAGAUUCAAAGGUUCUGCUGGUGCUCUUCUAUCCUCUCAACUCUUGUGCCCAGCCAUUUUUCUAUGCCAUCCUCACGAAGGCGUUUCACUGGGACAUCUUGAUGCUGCUUAGCCGGAUGGGUCUAUGCCAGCGGCAGGCACAGCUUUACUGAAGCCAGCUCUUCAACACCCCUCAAAUAUACAGGAAGAUGAUGGCUUCUUCACAACCCAGCACCAAAAUCCCAAAAUGUGUUAGCAUGGAAAAAUAUGCCACAGGCAUUUGAUUUGUAAUGUCAGUGCUGU